Molecule: messenger RNA, 1766 nt
Organism: Athene cunicularia (burrowing owl)
Lineage: Eukaryota; Metazoa; Chordata; Aves; Strigiformes; Strigidae
Gene: TRAF1
Product: TNF receptor associated factor 1
Exons: 10
Coding region: 30-1706 (558 amino acids)
Biological process (GO): positive regulation of JNK cascade; tumor necrosis factor-mediated signaling pathway; regulation of canonical NF-kappaB signal transduction
Cellular component (GO): plasma membrane signaling receptor complex; cytoplasmic side of plasma membrane
Molecular function (GO): zinc ion binding; ubiquitin protein ligase binding; tumor necrosis factor receptor binding
Source: RefSeq, a predicted model, not a curated record
UCCUUAUCUCUGACAAUAGUUUACCUCAGAUGGGUGAGAAAACAACCAGAGGCCUACAGGAUGUUCCUGGCUCUUCUCCUGAUGAAAAUGAAUUUCCUUUUGGAUAUCCCACUAACAUUUGUGAAGAUGUGCCUGAUCAGAAGUACCUGUGCAGCAACUGCAAUAACAUCCUGAAGAAAGCCCUGCAGACGCUCUGUGGGCAUAGGUACUGCUCAGCCUGCCUCUCCUGGAUUGUGCGAAACAAUAAAAAUGUGAUUUGCCAGAAAUGUAAAGAGGAAGAUCCAAGCACUUUAAGUGAGGGAAGCCUGUUGGCAGAAGAAAGGGCUUUUGGUGAUGCUGCCAUUAAUAAAGAGAUUUCUGAACUCAAAGUACACUGUGCGACCCUUGGAUGCAGUUGGUCUGGUAUCAUGAAAAAUUUUGAAGAGCAUCAGAGUUUAUGUGAAUAUGCUUUAAUUCCUUGUCACACUGGUUGUGGACACAUGGUGAUGAGAAAGAAACUUGCGGAUCAUUUGGAAAAUGGAUGUGUUAAUAAUGUGACAAUGUGUCAGAAGUGUAAGCGGAGCUUAUCCAGUAGUGAAUACCAAGAACAUUCAUGUGAAGGCAAUUUAUGUAAGGAACAAAACCAUGUGCAAACAGACACACCAUCAAAGGAGAAGCAGAACCACUCUACACCCUUAAUCAGCAAGGAUGGAUGUCGCUUUUCUGAAGUCGGCUGUUCCUUCAGGGGAAGUAAAGAGAAGAUACAGGAGCAUGAAAAAGCUGCAGUUGGGGCCCACAUGCUGCUUUUGCUGCAGCACAUAAAGCAACUGAAGGCAAGCUUGUGCACUGCUGCCAAAGCUGCAAAUGGUUCCAUCCCACACUCAGAGCUGAAUGUGAAUGGUGCAGGAAAAAGCAUCUCUGAUCUGCAGAUCCCAGGGGGGCUGGAAAUCAGUGGGGAUCUGGAAGUAGACUGUUUUCCUGGAUCUUCUGUUUCUGAAGAUGAAUCUGUUCUGCAACAACUUGUGAGGGAGAAAGUGAUUUCUGAGCUAGAAAAUAAGCUACAUGUAUUUGAGAAUAUUGUGUCAGUGCUCAAUAAAGAGGUGGAGACCUCUAACUUGGAAAUCACGGCCUUUCGGAGACAGAGUGAACUCGAUCAAAAUAUAAUACGAGGCCUUGAACUGAAGAUUGCAGAGUUGCACCGGUGCCUGACGCAGAAGGAUGCAGGCCUGAGCAGUCUUCAUAAGAGUCUUCUGUUCUCUGAGCAAGCUUCCUAUGAUGGGGUCUUUCUGUGGAAAAUAACAGAUGUUGGCAGGAAGUUACAAGACUCUGUGACUGGAAGAACAGUCAGUUUGUAUUCACCGGCUUUCUACACGGCAAAGUAUGGCUACAAGGUCUGUCUGAGGGUUUAUCUGAACGGGGAUGGGACAGGAAAAGGAACCCACGUGUCCCUCUUCUUUGUUGUCAUGAAGGGAGACUACGAUGCUUUGCUGCCGUGGCCUUUCAGACACAAGGUUACGUUUAUGUUGCUUGACCAAAACAACAGGGAACAUAUUAUUGAUGCGUUUCGCCCAGACUUGACUUCUGCUUCGUUUCAGAGACCAGUGAAUGACAUGAAUGUUGCAAGUGGCUGCCCCAUGUUCCUCCCUUUGUCCAAAUUACAGUCGCCUAAAUACGCCUAUGUGAAAGAAGACACACUUUUCCUUAAAUGCAUUAUAGAAACAAAUUAGUAAGUCUUGAAAUAUGGGGGUCUGGUAAAUCACACGCUGAAUUUCAUUUGUUUACAAGAU